This is a messenger RNA of Effrenium voratum, 1908 nucleotides long. NCBI's taxonomy places the organism in Eukaryota, Dinophyceae, Suessiales, Symbiodiniaceae. The record is from the annotation of a GenBank genome assembly.
AUGUCAAGGGCCGUUCAGACGCCGAUGGCCUACUCGGCUUUGAUACCGGCUACGGCCGGUGAUGAAGAGGAGCUGCUUCCGCCCUUGGAGACCGUGGAGCGACGAGGCAGACCGUGGGUAUGGCGCACUGUCGGCGGGCUGGUGGCGGCGGCGGCCAUGGCGGCCCUGUUCCUGAACAGGUCCUCCAGCGAUGUCUCGGAUGUGCGCCAUGCACAGGCAGAGUUUGCGCAAGGCGGCGGCGGGAUGAUGAUCGCUGAUCAUCAGGGUGGCUCUGGCUCUUUCCACGGUGAGUGGCACGGCCACGGAUCUAUCGGUGGAUCUCAUGAUGCAGAUGGCUCGUUCGGCGGACACGGAUCUCAUGUGGAGGGUGGCUCUGGCUCUUUCCACGGUGAGUGGCACGGCCACGGAUCUAUCGGUGGAUCUCAUGAUGCAGAUGGCUCGUUCGGCGGACACGGAUCUCAUGUGGAGGGUGGCUCUGGCUCUUUCCACGGUGAGUGGCACGGCCACGGAUCUAUCGGUGGAUCUCAUGAUGUGGGCGGCUCGUCCGGCGGCCACGGAUCUAAUACGGAGGCGUCAUACUCCCCCUGCCCACCCGGGCACGUGCAUCAGUGCCCGGCGGAGUGGAGCAGCCCUGGCAACGCGGGCGGGUACCACUGCCUUCACAAGCUUGCGAACCAGGCGUCCACCGCCGCUUACGUGAGCUCCGGCGGUGCCUGCCGCCCUGCGGCUCACGGGCCCUUCCCCUUCGAGGACUGCCAAGUCCAGUGCGGCCUUGGCAAGGUUGGGGGCACGGAGCACACAGAGGGCCAUGGAGGCUCCGCGAACGGCGAGUGGGGCGGGCACGGCGGCUCCUGGAGUGAGGGAGGAGACGCGGACUUCGGACACGGAUCUCAUGUUGAGGGCCAUGGAGGCUCCGCGAACGGCGAGUGGGGCGGGCACGGCGGCUCCUGGAGUGAGAGCGGAGACGCGGACUUCGGACACGGAUCUCAUGUUGAGGGCCAUGGAGGCUCCGCGAACGGCGAGUGGGGCGGGCACGGCGGCUCCUGGAGUGAGAGCGGAGACGCGGACUUCGGACACGGAUCUCAUGUUGAGGGCCAUGGAGGCUCCGCGAACGGCGAGUGGGGCGGGCACGGCGGCUCCUGGAGUGAGAGCGGAGACGCGGACUUCGGCCACGGAUCUCAUUUUCAGGGUGGCUCUGGCUCUUUCCACGGUGAGUGGCACGGCCACGGAUCUAUCGGUGGAUCUCAUGAUGCAGAUGGCUCGUUCGGCGGACACGGAUCUCAUGUGGAGGGUGGCUCUGGCUCUUUCCACGGUGAGUGGCACGGCCACGGAUCUAUCGGUGGAUCUCAUGAUGUGGGCGGCUCGUCCGGCGGCCACGGAUCUAAUACGGAGGCGUCAUACUCCCCCUGCCCACCCGGGCACGUGCAUCAGUGCCCGGCGGAGUGGAGCAGCCCUGGCAACGCGGGCGGGUACCACUGCCUUCACAAGCUUGCGAACCAGGCGUCCACCGCCGCUUACGUGAGCUCCGGCGGUGCCUGCCGCCCUGCGGCUCACGGGCCCUUCCCCUUCGAGGACUGCCAAGCCGCUGCCUUGGCAAGGUUGGGGGCACGGAGCACACAGAGGGCCAUGGAGGCUCCGCGAACGGCGAGUGGGGCGGGCACGGCGGCUCCUGGAGUGAGAGCGGAGACGCGGACUUCGGCCACGGAUCUCAUGUUGAGGGCGAGUGGGGCGGUGGUCACGGGGGCUCCUGGUCCGGUGAUGUGCACUUCGGCCACGCAAUUCAUGCUCAGGCAAAGCCGGGCUGGAAGUGGGACGACGAGCAGCAGACCUUUGUGCCCGACGGCUCGGGCUCCGCGGACUGGUCUAGCGACUCAGCCGACUUUGGCGGCGAGGAGAGCACGGGCUUGA